This is a messenger RNA of Chara braunii, 840 nucleotides long. NCBI's taxonomy places the organism in Eukaryota, Viridiplantae, Streptophyta, Charophyceae, Charales, Characeae. The record is from the annotation of a GenBank genome assembly.
CUGCCGCUGCUGCUGCUCGUCGUGUGCUGCUAGUAGUCGUUGUCGUCUUUCACAUCUCCUUCCUCGGGCGUGUUCGUGGAAGGAGACCGACGCGACGGAUGUCAAAGAAGGUGAGGAAGAUGGAAAGCCUUCUGAAGAAGAGCACGAUGUCGGUAGGGGCGGUGGGAUCUUCACGACAGCGAUGCAGUGGUGUGGAAGGUGGCAGGCGGCCAUAUGACCUGAUGUUGUGCAGCCAACUACCGUCCCAUGAGAUUCCAUUGCCUCCGAGUGACGACGACCUCGACAAGCCUCGAUCCUCGACGGUUCAUCCUAGCUGUGGUUCGAUGCAAGAUUGGAUGCGGAGCCAGUCGUACAGACAGCCGACGACGCCCACGUACACAGAGCUGCUGGAGGGACGGACCCCGACUGGCUAUCACGCUGGACUCUUCGAUCUCAGCUUCGGUUUGAGGUCUGGCAGUGGUGUGGUUGUGACACACACCGCUGUCGUCAAUCCAGUUGCAUGCAAUAAUCACACACAAGCUUCGGUGAUGGCAGGGGGGCUUCCGGAUAACCGUUGCGGGUGUUCUCAUGAGUUGACCGACGAACAAGGAAUCGUUUCCCCGAAGCGCGGGGGAGGGAGCACUAUAGAGGUGGCCGCUUCAAGGACGAAGACAGUGGGCGUGGCGGCUUGUCGAUUGACGACACCCAACGAAGCAGUCGACGGACUGCAGGACGACGAUGACUGCUCUGCUACAGAGGUGAUGGGUCGGCAGGUUUGGGACAAUCGUCGGUGAGAAAUUCAGCAAGCGAGCACUUGCGGCAUCACUAGAGGGGUGGCGAAAAUGAACUUCGAGGGAAAUG